GCACCAGAAGCAUUUCUUUGUCAAAUUUCACCAUCAAAACCAUCUCAUAAAAAAAUGCUUAUCCAAUCAAUCUGCCUGCGAAAACUGUGUGCAGCUGCUCAAACCAACUCUGCUACCACCACAGCAAUGGCUGCUGCCAUCUCCCUCGUUCACUCUACCUUCCUCUCUAAACCUUCACUCUUCCUCUGUAGAAAUCGCGUUGCUGCCUUCGCUUUCUCCACCACAUCCGCCGUUUCCUCCGACAACCUCCGCACCAAGAAAUGGCGACAACCAGUGAUGGCGGCAUCCGCGUUGGAGGUUGGCGGCGUUAAGAUUUCCAAAGAAGAUGUGGUGCGCGAUGAUCCUACAAACAAUGUCCCUGAUACAAUCUUCACAAAACUUGGAAUGCAACUACAUAGGAGAGAUCAACACCCACUUGGCAUAUUGAAGAACGCAAUCUAUGAUUAUUUCGAUGCGAAUUAUUCUAACAAAUUUGAAAAAUUCGAAGAUCUUUGUCCAAUUGUUCCCGUGAUAGCGAAUUUUGAUGAUGUCUUGGUUCCCGCUGAUCAUGUUAGCAGGAGUUAUAAUGAUACGUACUAUGUUGACUCCCAAACUGUUUUGAGGUGUCAUACUAGUGCUCAUCAAGCUGAAAUACUAAGGAGUGGACACACUCAUUUCCUUGUUACUGGAGAUGUCUAUCGUAGAGACUCUAUUGACUCUACGCACUACCCAGUUUUCCAUCAGAUGGAAGGUGUUCGAGUAUUUUCCCCUGAAGAUUGGGAGUCAUCUGGCCUGGAUGCUACAACCUAUACAGCUCAGGAUUUGAAGACAUGUUUGGAGGGGUUGGCAAGACACUUAUUUGGUGCUGUUGAGAUGCGUUGGGUUGAUACUUAUUUUCCUUUCACUAGUCCAUCUUUUGAACUUGAAAUAUUUUUCCAGGAGAAGUGGUUGGAAGUAUUGGGCUGUGGGGUAAUGGAGCGAGAGAUACUAAAAAGAAGUGGUAAAACAGAAAACUAUGCUUGGGCUUUUGGUUUGGGACUGGAGAGGCUAGCCAUGGUCUUAUUUGACAUACCUGACAUUCGACUUUUCUGGUCAAGCGAUAAGCGGUUUACUUCUCAGUUCACUAAAGGCCAGCUUGGUGUUAAGUUUAAGCCAUUUUCAAAGUUCCCUCCUUGUUACAAAGACGUAAGUUUUUGGAUAAGUGAGGCAUUUACCGAGAACAACUUAUGUGAAGUGGUCCGAGGCAUUGCCGGAGAUCUCGCAGAAGAGGUGCAAUUGAUUGAUAAUUUUACCAAUAAGAAAGGCAUGACAAGUCACUGCUAUCGAAUCACUUAUCGAUCGAUGGAGCGUUCUCUUACAGAUGAGGAAAUAAACGAGUUGCAGUCGAAAGUGAGAGAGGUGGUGCAGGAAAAGUUGAAGGUUGUUUUAAGAUAAGAUUUUGGCGCUAAGGAUCUGUGGCUUGUGACUUCUGCCUUGUAUAUUUCUUCACUUGCUAUAAUCUAUAUAUGAAAUCGGUUCUUUUUUUGCUUAAUAUAGUUCAUUAGUAGUUCUUAGCUUGCACUUUUCUUGGUUUCACACAUGCUUGAGAAACCUCUGCAAUGACUCAAAAUUGAGGAGUAGAAAUGCUGUAUCAAUAUUUCACAUGAUAAUGACUGCUGUGUUUUUUGAACA
Spinacia oleracea (spinach) is the source of this 1650-nucleotide messenger RNA. RefSeq names its product phenylalanine--tRNA ligase, chloroplastic/mitochondrial. Lineage: Eukaryota; Viridiplantae; Streptophyta; Magnoliopsida; Caryophyllales; Amaranthaceae. The coding region runs from base 55 to 1413 and encodes 452 amino acids. Gene Ontology annotation, molecular function: phenylalanine-tRNA ligase activity; ATP binding; tRNA binding. The transcript has 10 exons. The record is from RefSeq and is a predicted model, not a curated record. Gene Ontology annotation, biological process: phenylalanyl-tRNA aminoacylation. Gene Ontology annotation, cellular component: cytoplasm; mitochondrion.